Heterocephalus glaber (naked mole-rat) is the source of this 2715-nucleotide messenger RNA. It is a transcript of the gene Irag1, whose product is annotated as inositol 1,4,5-triphosphate receptor associated 1. NCBI's taxonomy places the organism in Eukaryota, Metazoa, Chordata, Mammalia, Rodentia, Bathyergidae. The record is from RefSeq and is a predicted model, not a curated record.
AUGGUAAAAGCUCCCCAGAGUGAAGAGAGGCUGGCCAGAGGAGGAAAGGGGAAUAACUCAGUUUUAGCCUGCGGAGCCGAGGCCUCUUAGGCUGACGCAGCGGAGGUUCCAGGCACACGCGGCCACUGCCAGGAGGUUGCCAUGCCCCACAUUCCCGAGGACGAGGAGCCCCCCGGAGAGCCACAGGCAGCCCAGAGCCCCACCAGCCAAGACGCUCCCUUGGCAGGAAUAUUCCACGGUCCACCUGCAAUCGUCCUGACCGGGGAUGCCAGUUCACCAGGAGAGGCCGACAGGUCCCUGGCCAACAGAGAUCACAGUCCCCACAGGAGGCUUUCUCACCGACACCUGAAGGUCUCCACUGCACCCCUGACAUCUGUGGACCCUGCGGGGCACAUCAUUGACCUGGUAAAUGACCGGUUGCCUGACAUCAGCAUCUCAGAGGAGGACAAGAAGAAAAACCUGGCUCUCUUGGAAGAAGCCAAGUCGGUGAGUGAGCGAUUCCUGACCCGGCGUGGGAGGAAGUCCAGGAGCAGCCCUGGAGACUCCCCAUCAGCUGUCCCCCUGAGCCUCAGCCCCGGAGCCUCUCCUGUGCCCUCUAGGAGCAGCUCACUGACAGUCCCCACCCCGCCAGGUUUGGAUGUGUGCAGCGGCCCACAGUCCCCUCAGCCAGGAUCACCACCACAGAAGCGGGAUGAGGCAGACAUCUCCUCACCUCACCUUGGCGAGCCUAAUGUCCCCAAAGGGUUAGCUGACCGGAAGCAGCAUGACCAAAGGAAAGUGUCUCAGGGCAGGAUGGCUCUUCAAUCUCCCCCUGUUGAGAAGUCCAAAGAGCUUGCAAUAGAACAAAAGGAAAACUUCGAUCCCCUCCAGCACCCUGAGACCACACCCAAGGGCCCAGUUUCUGGCACAAACAGCAUUGGGAAAAUGGCCCUGAACAGCCCCCCGCCUGUCUCAGCUGAGAGUGAGCCGGGGAGGCAGCUCCCAAAGAUGGCCAGGGAAGGCAACCCUCUGCUGAGAAGUCCAGCCCAGGGUUUGGGAGGAGUGGUCUCACCAGGCACCCAGAGAAAAGGCUCCACUGGAGACCCCCCAGCAUCCAAGGUUGGCCCCAAAGUCGAACUGCAGCCCCCUGAGUCCCGGCCACCCCUGAUGCGGGGGGUCUCCUGGGACAGUGGCCCCGAAGAGCUGGGUCCCCCGUUGCAGAAAGUGCUUGCUAAGCUGCCAGUGGCAGAGGAGGAGAAGUGCUUCCCAGGCAAAGCGAGUGGCAAGCUGGCCAAGGUGCCAGGGCUUAAAGACUUCCAGAUACAAGUGCAGCCCGUGCGGAUGCAGAAACUGACCAAGCUACGUGAGGAGCACAUCCUAAUGAGAAACCAGAACCUGGUGGGCCUGAAGCUUCCUGAACUGAGCGAAGCAGCAGAGCAGGAGAAAGGGGUCCCUUCAGAACUCUCCCCAGCUACUGAGGAAGAAGAAUCAAAGAGUGGCUUGGAUGUCAUGCCCAGUAUUUCUGAUGUGCUGCUGCGAAAGCUGCGGGUCCACAAGUCUCUCCCAGGAAGUGCACCUCCACUCACUGAAAAGGAAGUUGAGAACGUGUUUGUACAACUGUCCUUGGCCUUUAGAAAUGACAGCUAUACCCUGGAAUCUAGAAUUAACCAGGCUGAAAGAGAACGCAACCUGACUGAGGAGAACACUGAGAAGGAACUGGAAAACUUCAAAGCUUCCAUUACGUCUUCAGCGUCGCUCUGGAACCACUGUGAGCACCGUGAGACCUACCAGAAGCUGCUGGAGGACAUUGCAGUCUUGCAUCGCCUGGCCGCCCGCCUCUCCAGCCGUGCUGAGGUGGUUGGGGCCGUCCGCCAGGAAAAGCGUAUGUCAAAAGCAACAGAAGUGAUGAUGCAGUAUGUGGAGAAUCUGAAGAGGACGUAUGAGAAGGACCACGCAGAGCUCAUGGAGUUUAAGAAACUUGCAAAUCAGAAUUCAAGCCGCAGUUGUGGCCCCUCUGAAGAUGGGGUCCCUCGCACGGCGCGGUCCAUGUCCCUCACGAUGGGAAAGAACAUGCCCCGCCGGAGGGUCAGUGUUGCUGUGGUCCCCAAGUUUAAUGCCCUGAACCUGCCUGGCCAGUCUCCCAGCUCAUCACCCAUCCCCUCCCUAUCAGUUCUGUCAGAAUCACCCAACGGGAAAGGCAACCUAUCUGUCACCUCAGCACUGCCCGCACUUUUGGAAAAUGGAAAGACCAGUGGGGAGUCAGACUGUGAAGGCCCAGCUCCCGUGCGGCCUCCAGUUUCCCUGGAGGUCAGCCAAGAGACCAAGGCCAGGAUGGAGGAAGAAGCCUACAAUAAGGGAUAUCAGGAAGGUUUAAAAAAGACCAAAGAACUUCAAGACUUGAAGGAGGAGGAAGAAGAACAGAAGAGUGAAAGUCUUGAGGAACAUGAAGAGGUAGAAGAAACUGAGGAAGAGGAAAAGGACCAGAGAAACAGCAAACUUGAACAAUUGGUCCAUUUCUUACAAGUCAUGUAUCCUAAACUCUGUCGGCACUGGCAAGUGAUCUGGAUGAUGGCUGCAGUGAUGCUGAUCUUGACUAUCGUGCUGGGGCUCUAUAAUUCCUAUAAGUCUUGUGUGGAGCAGUCUGAUGGGCCCCUUGGAAGAUCCACUUGCUCCACAACCCAGAGGGACUCCUGGUGGAGCUCAGGACUCCAGCAUGAGCAGCCUACAGAGCAAUAG